CCUGACUGCGACUGUCGGCCACCAGAUAUGCAGAGACAUUGACGGUGCAACAAGCAAUUGAUAUCUCGUCGGCAUAUUGACACCACCGGCCGUCACCAUGGCUAGCGUCCAAGUGCCGCCUGCGGCGCCGCACCCAGGCUCUGCCAUCCCCGCUGGCAUGACGCAGCAACAAGCCCAGGAAGUUUACAUGAGGUAUCAACAGAUGAAGAAGCAAGGCGUUCCUAGCACCGACCCUGAAUUCAUCAAGGCCCAGACCAUUCUCGCUGCCCUCCAGCGGCAGAAUGAGUUCCGCAAGCAGCAGAUGCAAAUGCAGCAGCAGCAGCAACAGCAACAGCAACAGCAACAGCCAAUGCAGAAUGGCGCGAAUGGUGUUGUCAACGGUGCCGGGCCUAUGCGCGCUGCCCAAGCCUCCGUCCCACAGACAACGAUGUCUCCUGCGACAAAUGCACUCGGCGCGUCCGCUCUUCCAGCAGCUUCAAACCCCUCCGCCCCCCCCUCGGCUGGCUCUGCUUCGGCGCAAGCCCAAGGGCCGCAAGCCUCCGACCGGUUCACCCCUGCCCAGAUGAACCUCUUGUGGACGCAAAUCAAGGCUUUCAAGAUGCUGGGCAAGAAUGCCGGCGUUCCCAUCCAGGUCCAGAAGGUCAUUUUUGAACACCGCGCACGCCGCCAAGCAUAUCUAGCCAAACAAGAUCCGCAGGCUUCCUCAACAACAGCCGCUUCGGACACUCCAGCGCCAGAUGCUGCGAAGCCCGGUGGGAACGAGGCAGACGCUGCUAUGGAAGACACCUCUUCGAUACCGCAGCCCAAGUCGUUCAAGACUGUAAAAUCGCCCUAUGACGGAGGCCUCGUACGGAAGAGCAUUUCCUAUAUGGACCACAGUCGUCGCAAGAAUCGUCUCAUCAUCCCGGGCAUUUUCCCCACAGGGAUUGAUUUUGAGCAGCUGAGAGCGGAUCGCGAGAAGAUCGUAUUCAAUCGCAUGAGCGCAAGGUACUCCGAGCUGAAGUCCCUUCCCGGCAACCUGGCGCACAUGGACGCCUCCAAGGAUGAGCUCGUCGUCGACGAUACCGCCAAGCGGAAAGCUAUUAUUGAGAUGAAAUCAUUAGCUCUCUAUUCCAAGCAGCGCGCCCUUAGGGACAGGAUUGGGAAGCAAAUGAUGCACUACGACAAUCUUGCCAUGACCACAAACCGAGCCCUAUAUCGCCGCAUGAAGAAGCAAAACGUGCGGGAAGCACGCAUCACGGAGAAGCUCGAGAAACAGCAGCGGGAUGCGCGCGAGAACCGUGAGCGUAAGAAGCAUAAUGAGUUCUUGCAAGCCGUCUACAAUCACAGAAACGAGAUUGUCAAUGCUGCUCAGACUCAGCGCGGCAAGAUGCAGAAGCUUAGCCGCCUCAUGUAUGCUCAUCACUUCAACAUCGAAAAGGAAGAGCAGAAGAGGGUCGAGCGUACGGCCAAGCAGCGUCUGCAAGCCCUCAAAGCCAACGACGAAGAAGCUUAUCUCAAGCUGCUCGACCAGGCCAAGGAUACUCGUAUUACUCACUUGCUCCGUCAGACCGACGGCUUUUUGCACCAGCUUGCGUCGUCCGUCCGAGCGCAACAACGUCAAGCUGCCGAGCGCUAUGGCGAGGAAGUCGACCUUCCCGAUGAGAGCGACGUGGAUGAGGACGACGAGGAGAGCGGUCGGAAGAUCGACUACUAUGCUGUGGCUCACCGGAUCAAAGAAGAGGUUACCGAGCAAGCUAGCAUUCUGGUUGGCGGUACCUUGAAAGAGUACCAGCUCAAGGGCCUGCAAUGGAUGUUGUCGCUUUACAACAACAACCUGAACGGUAUCCUGGCUGAUGAAAUGGGUCUCGGCAAGACCAUUCAAACCAUCAGUUUAGUCACAUACCUCAUCGAGAAGAAACAGCAGAACGGGCCGUACCUGGUUAUCGUUCCGCUCAGCACCCUGACCAACUGGAAUCUCGAGUUCGACAAGUGGGCGCCUUCGGUUACCAAGGUUGUGUACAAAGGCCCGCCCAAUACCAGAAAAAUGCAACAGGAGAAGAUUCGUCAAGGCAAGUUCCAGGUCUUGCUCACCACAUACGAGUACAUUAUCAAAGACCGCCCUCUCCUCAGCAAGAUCAAGUGGUUCCACAUGAUCAUUGAUGAAGGGCACCGGAUGAAGAACACAAACUCCAAGUUGAGCGCAACCAUUCAGCAGUACUACACUACCCGGUUCCGCCUGAUUCUCACUGGUACCCCUCUCCAAAACAACCUGGCCGAGCUAUGGGCCAUGCUCAAUUUCGUCCUACCGAACAUCUUCAAGUCCGCAAAGACAUUCGACGAGUGGUUCAAUACUCCGUUUGCAAACACGGGCGGUCAAGACAAGAUGGAGCUCACCGAAGAAGAGCAGAUCCUCGUCAUUCGCCGCCUGCAUAAGGUGCUGCGGCCCUUCCUGCUUCGCCGUCUCAAGUCGGAUGUUGAGAAAGACCUCCCGGACAAGACGGAGAAGGUCAUCAAAUGCAAGUUCUCAGCCCUGCAGGCUCGCUUGUACAAGCAAAUGGUUACCCACCAAAAGCUUGUGGUCAGCGACGGCAAGGGCGGCAAGACGGGAGCCCGUGGAUUGAGCAACAUGAUUAUGCAGCUCCGGAAGCUCUGCAAUCACCCAUUUGUAUUUGACGAAGUUGAAAAUCAAAUGAACCCUGCCAAUGUCAGCAACGAUCUCCUCUGGAGAACGGCCGGCAAGUUUGAGCUUUUGGACCGGAUUCUACCAAAGUAUAAGGCGACUGGCCACCGCGUUUUGAUGUUUUUCCAGAUGACCGCCAUCAUGGACAUCAUGGAAGACUUCCUCCGCUUCCGUGGGAUCCAGUAUCUCCGGCUCGACGGUACGACAAAAUCCGAGGACCGGUCUGACCUGCUUCGAGAGUUCAACCGGCCGGAUUCACCAUACUUCAUGUUCCUGUUGUCCACCCGAGCGGGUGGUCUCGGUCUGAAUCUGCAGACGGCCGACACAGUUAUUAUCUAUGAUUCCGACUGGAAUCCCUUCCAAGAUCUGCAGGCCCAGGAUCGUGCUCAUCGUAUCGGCCAGAAGAAUGAAGUACGGAUUCUCCGGCUGAUCAGCUCUGCCUCGGUCGAAGAGAAGAUCUUGGAGCGCGCCAGGUUCAAACUCGAUAUGGACGGCAAAGUCAUCCAGGCCGGGCGAUUCGACAACAAGUCGUCGGAGACGGAUCGAGAUGCCAUGCUCAGGACCUUGCUGGAGACAGCAGACAUGGCCGAGUCGGGCGAGCAAGAGGAGAUGGACGACGAGGAGCUAAACAUGAUCCUUGCACGAAACGAGGACGAGCUUGCCGUUUUCCAGAAGCUUGACGAGGAAAGGGCGCGCGAUCCCAUUUACGGAACAGCCCCCGGCUGCAAAGGUGUCCCGCGCCUUAUGACGGAAGACGAGCUCCCAGAGCUCUAUCUCUCUGAGGGCAAUCCAGUCGAAGCAGAGUCUGAGGUCGUCUUGGGUCGUGGAGCUCGUGAACGCACAAGGGUUAAGUACGACGACGGGCUCACGGAAGAGCAAUGGCUCAUGGCGGUCGAUGACGAUGAGGACAGCCCUGAGGCAGCCGCAGCGCGGAAACAGGCGCGCAGAGACAAGAGGGAGGCGAACAGGUUGAAGAAGAUGGCUCUCUUGAACGCCUCUAUGGAGAAUUCGCCCUCUGCUAGCCGCGCUAGCACUGAGGAUGUCGAAACUCCGGUCAAGAAGCGCGGGCGCAAGCCUGGCAGCAAGAACCUGGAGAAACGAAAGGCAGAAGAUGGCGACGAUGAGCCACCUGUUAAGAAGCGCCGUGGACCACAGGGACGUCCCAAGGCAAUUAGCAUAAACGGCAGCGACAGUCGCCUGUCGCCAGAGCUCCGAGAGAAGCUUCAGAGAAGCUUGAGGCGUAUCUUUGACGGCCUGAUGAAUCUCGAGGUGGAUGACGAUGAACCUGAGAAACCCGACGGUGAGAAGGAAGAUGAUGAUGAACCGCCGAAGCGGCUGAUCAUCGGCCCCUUCGUGAAGCUGCCGCCCAAGCGAGAAUGGGGCGACUACUAUGUCAUCAUUUCCAACCCAAUCUGCAUGAACGACAUCCAAAAGAAGAUCAAGAAGGAGGAGUACAACAGCCUAUCCGACCUUCGCAAGGACCUGGACCUGCUCGUCAGCAACUGCAGAACAUACAACGAGGAAAGCAGCGGUAUCUGUCAAGACGCAAACAUGAUAGAGACCUUUUUCCGCUCUCAAUUUGAGAAGGAAUACGCUGAGAACCCUGACCUCCGCGGGCUCGAGGGAUCUUCCUCGUCGUCGGCCCCGGGCUCGGUCAAGGACGCCUCGGUCGCACCUCCGUCAUCGACGGCUGAGCAGACGCCCCAGCCCACUCCGAGCGGACCCCCACGGAUCAAACUGGUCUCAAGCUCCAACGGCACCGCUGCUGGCAGUAGUUUUGGCGGCGGCGCCGGCAGCUUGGUCAACGGCGGCAGCAGCGGCGUGCAAAGCGACGAGGAUUAGAAGUUGGUUCGUCGCCGCUUGUCGGCUAAUUCCUCUGCCGAGUCUUCGACUCCGGCCGCCGCUCCCGUUGCCGGUCCCGGUCCGGGUCCGGGUUCUGGAUUGGGCCCCCACGGGAAGACACCCAGAAUCAAGGUGGUGCCCAGUUCGCAUGCCCGUGCUGCGCGCAGGAGGCAGGGUUGAGGGUGC
Messenger RNA from Canariomyces notabilis, 4690 nucleotides. RefSeq names its product SNF2-family ATP dependent chromatin remodeling factor like protein. NCBI's taxonomy places the organism in Eukaryota, Fungi, Ascomycota, Sordariomycetes, Sordariales, Chaetomiaceae. The record is from RefSeq and is a predicted model, not a curated record. Bases 98 to 4504 code for a protein of 1468 amino acids. The transcript is spliced from 3 exons. Gene Ontology annotation, molecular function: ATP-dependent chromatin remodeler activity; ATP binding; histone binding. Gene Ontology annotation, cellular component: nucleus. Gene Ontology annotation, biological process: positive regulation of transcription by RNA polymerase II.